GUAUCCGAGUGCUUAAUUGUACAAAACGUUACCAAUUACACAACAAUAGGACGUGCUUGGUAAUCUAAUGGCCCCAGGUUAACAAAGACAAUCAUUUGCUUUAUAAUCUGUCUGCAGAACGUGGCUGCAAAACGUGCUUCCACUUUCUUUCUCUCCACAAGGCCAUUUGUUGUCAUGUGUCUCCCCACCAACUUUUGUUUUUCUGUUAUUCAGCCUUUUAACCAAAUUCACAGUUAGCAAUCUCACAAUAUCUGGGAUUGAUGAUGCAAAGAGGCCAAUAGAAGUGUGGGCCCUGCACCGUGGAUUGUUAUUUGGUGAGUGGAUGUUAUUGGGGGGAAAGGGGCUGCGCCAAUGAGCGCGCACCGCCGCGGCCACGUGACUACCCCCCUCCUCUCCCAUUCAUCAGGGCUGGACUGUGUUGUCUUUUCAAUUCAUUUAUCUGCAGGAAUGAUUGCGACUAUCAGUCUAGAGCUCACCGCCUGACUGAGGAGGUGAAAGUUGCGCCACAGGAAGAUAAACCGCAAAAGACAAUAUUGCAUGUAUACAUGAUUUUGCGUGCGCAUCGGAUGAGCGGUAGAGGGGAAUUCCUCGCGUCUUGAGAAGAGAGAGAAAAAAAAGUAAACAGAAAAUCGGUGGAUUUGAGAGUUUUGCUCAGUCCAGUGAGGUCCAAGAAGACACGAGCGAGAGGGGGGAGGAAGAAUAUCUGUGCGUGGUUUUUUGAUUCCUGCUCUCAGUCGUCUCGGCGAGUCUAGACUGAAGAUGCUCUUGGACGCCGGACCGCAGUAUCCCACCAUAGGAGUCACUACUUUCGGCUCCUCGCGGCAUCACUCAACAGGCGAAGUCACAGAGCGAGAAGUGGCGUUGGGGAUAAAUCCGUUCGCAGAUGGGAUGGGCGCCUUCAAAAUCAACCACAGCUCCCACGAUAUUGGCUCCGGACAGACGGCGUUUUCCUCCCAGGCGCCCGGUUACGCAGCAGCCGCCUUGGGACACCAUCACCACCCGACCCACGUUGGCUCUUACUCCACGGCGGCUUUCAACUCCACCAGGGACUUUCUGUUCAGAAAUCGGGGUUUCGGGGAUGCCACCGGCGCGCAGCACAGCUUGUUCGCCUCGGGAAGUUUCGCAGGGCCACACGGACACUCAGAUGCAGCGGGGCACCUGCUCUUUCCGGGGCUCCACGAGCAGGCGGCGAGCCACGCGUCUUCCAACGUGGUCAACAGCCAGAUGCGGCUGGGCUUCUCGGGGGACAUGUACGGACGCGCCGAGCAGUACGGCCACGUUACGAGCCCCAGGUCCGACCACUACGCCUCGACCCAGCUGCACGGCUACGGCCCCAUGAACAUGAAUAUGGCCGCGCACCACGGCGCAGGGGCCUUCUUUCGGUACAUGAGGCAGCCGAUCAAGCAAGAGCUCAUCUGCAAGUGGAUCGAGCCGGAGCAGCUGACGAAUCCCAAAAAGUCGUGCAACAAAACUUUCAGCACGAUGCACGAGCUGGUGACCCAUCUGACGGUGGAGCAUGUGGGGGGACCGGAGCAGACCAACCACAUUUGCUUCUGGGAGGAGUGUGCCCGAGAAGGGAAGCCGUUCAAAGCCAAAUACAAACUUGUGAAUCAUAUCAGAGUACACACCGGAGAAAAGCCCUUUCCGUGCCCGUUCCCCGGCUGUGGCAAAGUAUUUGCUCGAUCGGAAAAUCUAAAAAUUCACAAAAGGACUCACACCGGUGAGAAGCCUUUUAAGUGUGAAUUUGAAGGCUGCGACAGGCGAUUUGCAAACAGCAGUGACCGCAAGAAACACAUGCACGUCCACACGUCGGACAAGCCCUAUCUGUGCAAAAUGUGCGACAAGUCAUACACACAUCCCAGCUCCCUCCGAAAACACAUGAAGGUCCACGAAUCCACCAAUCCAGCAUCGCAGCCGUCUCCAGCGGCCAGUUCAGGGUACGAGUCGUCCACACCUCCCACCAUAGUAUCACCGUCCACAGAGAACCAGAGCAGCAGCUCCAUAUCACCAGCAGCCUCAGCAGUCCACCACACAACCAGCCACAGCACGCUGUCGUCAAAUUUCAAUGAAUGGUACGUGUAAAUAUUUUUGAAAACGGCAGGAAAGAAAGAGACAGAGAAAGAGUGAGAGAGCGAGAGAGAGAGAAAGCGAAAAAAGACUGCAGAAUUUAAUAGGAGAAAAAAAAACUGCUUGGAAUCAAAGACUCCAUAAAGUCAGCCAGUGGACUGAGAAAACACGGGAGGCCCAAACGAUCAAUUAAAGGCUGUCUUUAAUGAAAGAGAAUGCAUGGACUUAAAAAGGAGGCGAGGACAGCCACCAACUUUUUUUUUCUUCUCCUCUCCCCUCGAUAUUUCUUUAUUUUUACUGAGAGACUUGCUCAUAAUGAGAUCUCAAAAAAAGCAUGCUAUCUGCGGGUAGAGGCCUGGCAAUUGUUUUUUUGUACAUAAAGGAUUUCACCCAAGUUGGAGGAAGAAAAAAAAUGUAAUAUUUUAUUGUGUAAAUAUCACAGUUUAAGGGAAAUUUGUGAAAAAUGUGGUCCCUAGAUAUAUGGAAAAAUGAGAUGGUUUUAAGAAUAUUGCGAUGAAUAGACUUCAUUGAAAAGAAUGUUAUAGUUGUGUACCAAAUGUGAAUUAUUCAGUAUUACUACAGUCUACACGUCGAUCUAACCGACUCUUAGUAUUAAUGUGCUUUUGUAGCCUAUUCAGUGCAAACAUUUUCGUCCAAGGUCCAGUUUGAGUAGCACCAGUAUCAUUGUUGUUAUUUAAUGUCAUGUCGAGAAAAUCGUGUAGUGAAAGCCUGAAAUUCCGUGUCAAUCUGUUUAUGUACGUGAUAAAUAUAAAAAAAAAAUCUCUUGUCAAUUGCUUUGUCUGAAAGGAAGUAUUAUUACAUGUAAGUAGCUCAAUUUUCCAUAUUUAUCCGCAUGUAAAGGACCGGUAACAUGUUAGAAAUGAUCGGUAUUUAUGGAGAAAUGCGCUCGUAUGUAAAAUUUAGUUUACAACAAAAAAAAUGUUUGGAUACAUUUCGUACUAUAUUAAAGGAUUAAAAAAUACAAUAA
Amphiprion ocellaris (clown anemonefish) is the source of this 3055-nucleotide messenger RNA. It is a transcript of the gene zic1, whose product is annotated as zic family member 1 (odd-paired homolog, Drosophila). Gene Ontology annotation, cellular component: nucleus. The transcript is spliced from 3 exons. Gene Ontology annotation, biological process: regulation of transcription by RNA polymerase II; central nervous system development. The record is from RefSeq and is a predicted model, not a curated record. The coding region runs from base 760 to 2082 and encodes 440 amino acids. Lineage: Eukaryota; Metazoa; Chordata; Actinopteri; Pomacentridae. Gene Ontology annotation, molecular function: DNA-binding transcription factor activity, RNA polymerase II-specific; RNA polymerase II cis-regulatory region sequence-specific DNA binding.